GCCUGUUUUCAUGAGGAAGGAUACAAAAAUGGAGUUCCAGUGGAGAAUUCGCAAUCUCCCUUACCCUAAAGAAGUCUACAGUGUAAUAGUAGACCAGACAGAACGUUGCUGCAUUGUACGUACAUCAAAUAAAAAAUACUACAAGAAGUUUUCCAUUCCAGACUUGGAUAGAUGCCACCUGCCACUCCUUAAUACUGCACUCACAUUUGCUUACGCCAAUAAUACCCUAAUCAUAACGUAUCGUAAACCAAAGGAAAUCUUAGAACUGGAGGAACAGCUUCAGAAAGAACUGAAGAAGAUGAAAUCUUGCAGUGAAGGGGAUGUGGAUUGCAAAACACAAUAAUUGGCUGUUGAUAUAACACUGAUGCAUUGCAGGUUGUUUGUUUAAUCCUCUUUUUCCAAAAUGUUGUUUUUGUAAAAUAAUAGUGUUAUAAUAAAGUUUGUUGGAGAUGUC
Messenger RNA from Protopterus annectens (West African lungfish), 454 nucleotides. It is a transcript of the gene DPCD, whose product is annotated as deleted in primary ciliary dyskinesia homolog (mouse). The transcript has 3 exons. The record is from RefSeq and is a predicted model, not a curated record. NCBI's taxonomy places the organism in Eukaryota, Metazoa, Chordata, Ceratodontiformes, Protopteridae. The coding region runs from base 11 to 343 and encodes 110 amino acids.